AAUAUUAAUUUGGUUUCCAAUUUGUGUUGACUAGUGAGUGAGAGGGUAGCAAUUGAGUGAUCAGUCAUGGCGAAAGCCGUAGUCGGAGAAGAAACGCGACUCAAAUUGGCGGAGGAUCGUCUCAGCCAAUCCGCAGUUCCAUCCGAGGUGGGUCUUUUAAUCGGAAAGUUCAGCUCCGCUUUGGGCCGGGCCUUCCUCUUCGAUCUCAUUCCCACCCCACACAACGACUCCGGCGAGCCCGCCUGCUCCCUCACCGAGCCCGACAAGAAGAAGGGCCCCAAAUCUAAAUCCAAAUCCGAGCUCGCUGAUUCCUCUUCCCUUUUCAUCGACAAGGACUGGGUCGCCGAACAUGUCCGCCAGGUUUCUAGAAUGCUCGUCGGCGGCAUCAAGGUCGUUGGCCUAUACGUUUGGGUUAGCGACGCCGCGUUCAAGAAUUCAACCAUAAUGCUUUGCCAGACCGUGAAGGGUGUUGCUGACGCAGCGCCGGGUUUGGACGGUAACUGGGAUGAGAGACUGCUUCUUCACAUUUCUUAUAGCCCGAGGAGGUGGAAUUGUAGAAACUGCUCACUGUCUUCGAAUAUUACAUCAAGUAGUUUGCGGCCUUGUGAUUUUAAGAUGGGGAAGGUCUUAACUUCCCUUCAAACGUUCAAGUGCAUGCACAACUUUAACCUGAGGUUGCCCAUAUUACGCGACAGUGCCUCAAAGUUCCAGACGUUGAGUGAUGUUCUUCGUCAUGCAAUAUCUAUUCAUGCCAAAGAGCUUGCAGGUGCAAAGGCCUUGAUUGAUGGUAAAUUGGUUGUUGAGAGUGAGUCAUAUUCAUCAGAUGGUGUGCAUGAAGUUGAAUUGCUUCUUUCAUUUCUGAACGAUAGUUCUAUUGAAGCAUGCAGCCAAGGAGAUGUUGUUGGUAUUCUUUCAUUUAGUGGCUUGAUAUGUUCGUUUGCAUAUCUAAAUUCAAAAGAGCCAAUUUCCCAAGCCAUCACUGAUAUAAAGGGAGAUAUAAUUACGAGUCUGCAAAGUAGAUUGGAUAUAAUCUGUGAUGAGGUAGAUGCUGACUCUGGUAACAAUCAUGAUGUUGGAAGCCAAGUAAGCGAUGAAUUAUCAGCUGAAACGCCUGUUCCCCAACUAGUGUUGCACUUAUUGAGAAAAGGAUGCAGUCUUCCAUUUCCUAGAAGAGUCUUUGCACCAUGGUUAGCAGUGGUGUAUGUGUGUGAUUAUUUGCAGCCUUUUGAAACUGUUGAGGUUUUAAAAGAUCAUUGCAUGGAGUUAUUGUCCAUGAAAGCUCCAACUGAUGUCUCUAAAAUUUUGGAGCCAGAGAAAGAAGAGUUAUCUUUCAAAACUAAAUCUUUCUGGGAUGUGGCAGUGCCCUCCUAUUCAGAAAUUCACCUCAUGGAAGACAAGAGCAAACGUGAUGGCGGAAGCGAGAGUUCAAGUAGUAAAACUGUGAAGCCAGGUCACAUUAAUGUUGUCGCUGCCGGUCUCAUUCUUCUAUUGUCUGUGUUAGUUGGUUUUCUGCUAUUCGCCCUCAAGGGUUGAGGGUUUUGUACUGGGAAUUUCUCACCUCCAGGGACACACAUUCGCUUAGUUUACAACAUUUUAUACUUCAAAAUGAUACAAGGGCAGAUAUGAAAAAGAAAAAAAAAAAAAAGAACAGCAAUAUCAUUAGCCUUUGAUGCUCUUCAUCUGGAAUCAACUAAAAGAUAUAGUAUCCGUUUCAAAGGUUUUUUUA
Messenger RNA from Glycine soja, 1726 nucleotides. RefSeq names its product protein odr-4 homolog. The record is from RefSeq and is a predicted model, not a curated record. Gene Ontology annotation, cellular component: endomembrane system. NCBI's taxonomy places the organism in Eukaryota, Viridiplantae, Streptophyta, Magnoliopsida, Fabales, Fabaceae. Gene Ontology annotation, biological process: intracellular protein localization. The coding region runs from base 67 to 1533 and encodes 488 amino acids. The transcript has 10 exons.